AUUAAACACGCCCCCUCGUGCCUAUAAAAUGCCUCCACCCUUCAUUCACGUCAUCAUCACUACCACAUACAUUUCCGCUCAUUCAUUCCUUCUCCUUUUCCUCAAUCCACUACCUUCUUUUCUCGGAAAUGGCGGCGAAAAUGGUGGUCCUCCUCGUCUUCGUGCUCGCGGCGAUCGCGGGCUGGGGCCUGUUAUCGGUGCAGGCGGACUCCAGCUGUUUGAACUCGCUCUUGAGCAUGACGUCGUGCAUCAGCUACGUUAGCGACGAAAGCUCGGAGGUUUCACCGCUGUGCUGCCCCAGCAUCAGCGCCGUGCUCGCCUCGCAGCCGCUCUGCCUCUGCUACAUCCUAAACGGCGAGGUCGGCAAGCUCCUGGGCAAGCCCAUCGACGAGUCCCGCGCCCUCGGCCUCCCCGGCCUCUGCAAACUCACCACACCUCCCAUAAGCGAGUGCAACACUAUGCCUCUACCACCUAUUUACCCGGGAGGUCCCCCAACAUGGCCAGCGCCAGCGCCAGCGCCAGCGCCGACACUGGCAACACCAGCGCCAACACCGGCAACACCAGUACGGACACCAGCAACACCAGCGCCGACACCGGCAACACCAGCACCGACGCCAGCAACACCAGCACCAGCACCGGCAACACCAGCACCAACGCCGGCAACACCAGCGCCAACGCCGGCAACACCAGCGCCAACGCCGGCAACACCAGCGCCAACGCAGGCAACACCAGCGCCAAUGCCGGCAACACCGGCACCGGCACCGGUACCAGGACCGGUGCCGCCGCCAUCAUGUGUAUGCCACUAGAUAUAGAAUGGUUAGCUAUAGAUCGAUAUAGAAAUAUUUUAGCCAUUGUUUAGGGGAAUUCUUUUAUAUGCAAUGAACUGCAUCUUCUGCAGAUAGCUACAUUGUGUUCUAGAUCUUAGUUUCUGUUAGUUGGUUUAUAUUGUAGUUAGCUUGUAUAGAUUGCAUAGCAUCAACAAAAAGUUCGUUUUUGUUUUUGGAGGUAAA
Ananas comosus (pineapple) is the source of this 1010-nucleotide messenger RNA. Its product is annotated as extensin-like. The transcript is spliced from 3 exons. Lineage: Eukaryota; Viridiplantae; Streptophyta; Magnoliopsida; Poales; Bromeliaceae. The record is from RefSeq and is a predicted model, not a curated record. Bases 129 to 806 code for a protein of 225 amino acids.